CCAUUACCAACAAAAACUCGACACUGGAUUAGCUAUGUUAUCUGGUCAAUAGCGCUCAGUUAUAAGCUCUCGAGGCUGUUGUCGAUACAGAUAAAUGAAAAUAUUAACGUUUUGUUAUCGCAAUGAAGUUACGUUCCUUGUAAUGUUAACGUUCGCGCGUAACUACUGGAUUCCAUUUGUCAAUACGUAAAACGCUAGCAGCUAGCUGGGCUAACGUUAGCUGCCCACACUGUGUGUUAGUUACGCCAAGUUUGUUUUAUUGCAGCCACAUAAGUUUGCCACUACACCCCAGUUCAGCUGAUACAGUAGUUUUAACAACACAUUGGGACCACAAAGAGCUUCAGAGAAUGCUGGCGACGGGAGCAGGAUCUCCAACGAAGCUUCAAAUAAAGGCUGUAACUAACGUCACAGCCCUGGCCCAGGUAGACCGGGAGAAGAUCUACCAAUGGAUCAAUGAGUUGUCCAGUCCAGAGACCAGAGAAAAUGCCUUGCUGGAGCUAAGCAAGAAACGCGAGUCUGUGCCAGACCUGGCACCAAUGCUCUGGCACUCCUGUGGUACUAUUGCUGCCCUGUUGCAGGAAAUAGUGAACAUCUAUCCAUCUAUAAAUCCACCUACGCUUACAGCUCACCAAUCUAACAGAGUGUGCAAUGCCCUGGCACUUCUGCAGUGUGUUGCCUCACACCCGGAGACACGGUCAGCUUUUCUUGCUGCUCACAUCCCUCUUUUCCUUUACCCUUUCCUGCACACUGUGAGCAAAACCCGUCCGUUUGAGUACCUGCGACUUACCAGCCUCGGAGUCAUAGGUGCCUUGGUCAAAACAGAUGAACAAGAAGUGAUUAACUUCCUCCUCACCACUGAAAUCAUCCCGCUGUGUCUCCGCAUCAUGGAGUCAGGGAGUGAGCUCUCCAAGACGGUUGCUACUUUCAUACUGCAGAAGAUCUUGCUGGAUGACACAGGGCUGGCCUAUAUAUGUCAGACGUAUGAACGUUUCUCCCAUGUGGCCAUGAUUCUUGGCAAAAUGGUGCUCCAGCUCUCUAAAGAACCAUCAGCCCGCCUGUUGAAGCAUGUUGUUCGCUGCUACCUUCGCCUCUCGGACAAUCUCAGAGCCAGAGAGGCCCUGCGUCAGUGUCUGCCAGACCAGCUGAAAGACAGCACCUUUGCCCAGGUGCUAAAGGACGACACCACCACCAAGCGCUGGCUGGCACAGUUGGUCAAGAACCUGCAGGAGGGCCAAGUCACCGAUGCUAGAGGCAUCCCACUGGCUCCACAGUGAUGAGGACAGAGUGUGUUUACAGCUGACGCAGAAAGACUCUCUCAUCACCGCCUAGAUUUUGUAUUUUGCCAUAUGCGGUGCUGAGACUGUCUACAAAGUGGAGGACAUAAUAGAGGAAGAUUUGCUUUUGGAUACAUCAUUUACACCAGUUUUACUGCCAGUAUGUCACUUCCACAAACAAAGUCCCGACUUCACAACUAAAAAGUUGUUUUUUAAAGAGCCAGACUGAUCGAAGAUUUUCAAAGCUGAUACUGAUAACUGAUAUUUGACAAUAAUUUAAUCCAAUAAUGAAAUAUUGGCUGGUAUUUGUUUAUGACGUUAAUGUUUUUGGCAAGAUCCAAAAUGAAAGGUUUGUUUCAGUGUGAUAUUUUACAGUUUGAAACAAAAUAUUUCCCUAUCAAAACAAUUCAAAAAAAGUGCUUUUUGAACAGAGAAAUGCAAUGAACUUGAAAUAAGAAAAUGGUCAACAACAUGUAUUGCUGCAGUUAACAGCACUGCAAUGUCUAUCUGGAUAUCUGUCACGGUUGUUAAUAUCGGUGCUUCCAAAAUAUCGGUCAGCUCUAGCUUUUCCUGUUUCUCACUGUAAUUUCCUGUAACAUUCCACUUCAAAGUAGGAAUUGUUAUUUUUUUUUCCUCCUUACAUUUCAAAUAAGACUUUUAAACCUU
Sander lucioperca (pikeperch) is the source of this 1940-nucleotide messenger RNA. RefSeq names its product CCR4-NOT transcription complex subunit 9 (gene cnot9). Gene Ontology annotation, cellular component: P-body; CCR4-NOT complex; CCR4-NOT core complex. The transcript has 9 exons. The coding region runs from base 348 to 1274 and encodes 308 amino acids. The record is from RefSeq and is a predicted model, not a curated record. Lineage: Eukaryota; Metazoa; Chordata; Actinopteri; Perciformes; Percidae. Gene Ontology annotation, biological process: negative regulation of translation; mRNA catabolic process.